GCCGACGGUAGCCCUUUGAUGAAAAUUCGUUAUCCUGGAGUGAAUAUUGCUAAGAGGAACGCGAAGAGGAAAUCGUCGUACCCGCGCGUCACCGCGGAUUUGACGAGCUUUACGAUUUUGUUUUUUUUUUUUACGUUUUUAUUCGCAGACCGUGAAUCGGCAACGGAAUCGCUACCGGCCAACUGAAAAAUCACCGAUCAUGGCCAGUGUUUCGUAUCAGAUAGCACAUUUGCUGGAGAAGAUGACGUCCAGUGACAAGGACUUCAGGUUCAUGGCUACAAAUGAUCUGAUGACCGAGUUGCAAAAGGACAGCAUAAAGCUCGACGAUGAUUCUGAGAGGAAGGUAGUUAAAAUGUUAUUAAAACUCUUGGAGGAUAAAAAUGGAGAAGUGCAGAAUCUAGCUGUGAAAUGUUUGGGUCCACUUGUCAACAAAGUAAAGGAAUACCAUGUAGAAACAAUAGUAGAUGCUCUUUGUAGCAAUAUGGUAUCCGAUAAAGAACAACUUAGAGAUAUAUCUAGCAUUGGUUUGAAAACUGUCAUAUCGGAGCUUCCUCUUGGUUCAAGUGCACUCGCAGCUAAUGUCUGUAAACGGAUAACGGGUCGUUUAAGUAGCGCUAUUGAGAAGCAAGAAGAUGUUUCCGUACAGCUAGAAGCAUUGGAUAUCGUGGCAGAUUUACUUUCCAGAUUCGGUGCCCUUUUAAUAACCUUUCAUCCUAUCAUCCUGGCUGCCCUAUUGCCUCAACUUUCCUCACCCCGGCAAGCUGUUCGCAAACGGACUAUCGUCGCUCUCAGUCACUUGCUAACCUCUAGCAAUAACCAUCUUUAUAACAAACUCCUGGAUCAUUUGCUGGAUGGAUUGUCUACACAGAAAGUCAAAAAUGUCAUACGUACUUAUAUUCAAUGUAUUGCCUCUAUCUGCCGACAAGCUGGACAUCGGUUUGGAGAACAAAUAGAAAGAGUGAUGCCUUUAAUUGUUCAGUACAGUAGUGAAGAUGACGAUGAGCUUAGGGAGUACUGCUUACAAGCUUUCGAAGCUUUCGUUUAUCGUUGUCCUAAAGAAAUAACUCCGCAUAUAAACAAAAUUAUUGAAAUUUGCUUGGUGUGCAUAACUUACGACCCCAAUUACAAUUACGAUGAUGACGUGAACGAUCUCUCCGACGGAGAAGGUAUCGUGAUGGAAACUGAAGAAGAUGGUGAGGAAGAUGCCGAGGACGAGUAUUCGGACGACGAUGAUAUGAGCUGGAAAGUUCGACGCGCUGCUGCUAAAUGCCUGGAGGCAGUAGUUUCCAGUAGAAGAGAGCUACUUCCAGAUUUGUAUAAAGUCGUGUCCCCAGCUUUAAUCGCGAGGUUUAAGGAACGCGAGGAGAAUGUCAAGUCUGACAUCUUCCAUGCGUACAUUGCGUUGCUGAGACAAACAAGACCUGCUACUGGAGUACCAUUAGAUCCUGACUCCAUGGAGGACGAGGAAGGUCCUAUUUCCUUACUGCAACAACAAGUCCCUUUGAUCGUAAAGGCUGUACACCGUCAGAUGAAGGAGAAGAGCAUUAAAACAAGACAAGACUGCUUUUCCUUACUUAAGGAACUCGUGCUCGUCCUCCCGGGUGCCCUAACCAAUCACAUCCCAGCACUUAUACCAGGGAUACAAUAUUCCCUGGGCGAUAAGAAUUCAUCAUCGAAUAUGAAGAUAGACACCCUCGCCUUCGUUCAUACCUUAGUCAUUACUCAUCAUCCUGAAGCUUUUCAUGCUCAUAUGUCAGUCUUGGUACCCCCGGUGAUUGCUGCUGUCGGAGAUCCAUUCUACAAGAUCACGGCCGAAGCUCUAUUGGUUCUGCAGCAGCUGGUCCAAGUGAUAAGACCCCAUGAUAAACCAUCUAAUUUUGACUUUACUACGCUCUCUGGUGAGCUUUAUCGGUCUACCUUGUCGAGGCUUAAGACGGCUGAUAUCGACCAGGAAGUCAAGGAACGUGCUAUUGCCUGUAUGGGGCAAAUCCUUGCCCAUUUAGGUGAUACUCUUCACGAUCAAUUACCGGUUUGCUUACCGAUCUUCCUAGAUAGACUUAGGAAUGAGAUUACAAGAUUGACCACGGUGAAGGCUCUUACGUGUAUCGCCGCCUCUCCACUCAGGGUCGACCUUAAACCCAUAAUGGAGGAAGCGAUUCCAAUUCUUGGCUCCUUUUUAAGAAAAAAUCAAAGAGCCCUCAAGCUGUGUUCUCUUACAUUGCUGGACACUCUUGUUAAAAAUUAUAGUUCUGCACUUUAUCCGGAUCUUCUUGAUAAGGUCACUGCUGAAUUACCAGCAUUAUUAAAUGAAGCUGAUCUUCAUAUAGCUCAACUUACCCUAACGCUUCUUACAACUAUUGCCAAGUUGCAUCCUAUUGCUCUCACCAGGGUGUCUGACAAUAUUCUACCGGAAAUUCUAGUACUGGUCAAGUCUCCCCUUCUGCAAGGCGCCGCCCUGAAUUCCAUGCUCGAGUUCUUUCAAGCUCUGGUGCAAGCCGGCAUUCCGGGACUGGGCUAUCGCGAAUUACUGUCAAUGCUUGUAGCUCCAGUGAGCCAAUCGGUGCUUCACAAGCAAGCAUAUCACUCUUUGGCCAAGUGCGCGGCAGCCCUGACGAUUACAUGGCACCAGGAGGCCCAGUGCGUUGUCGAACAAUUCCUAAAGGACGUUCAGAAUCCGCAGAGCGAUGCGCAACACAUUUUUGCUCUUUUGGUUAUUGGGGAAAUUGGCAGACACGUAGAUCUGAGCAGUAUUGGUUCGUUGAAACACGUUAUUCUUAAUUCAUUCUCCUCUCACUCCGAAGAAGUCAAAUCUGCAGCCAGCUACACUUUGGGCAAUGUGGCAGUAGGUAACCUUCCGGAGUACUUGCCAUUUAUUCUCAAAGAAAUUGAAGCUCAGCCGAAGAGGCAGUAUCUGCUUCUACACUCUCUGAAGGAGAUAAUUACUUGUCAAUCCGCGAGUCCUUCGGGUGUCUCUCAUUUACAAAACUUCGUCCCUUCGAUUUGGAUGUUACUCUACAGGCAUUGCGAAUGCACAGAAGAAGGUACUCGAAAUGUAGUAGCGGAGUGUUUGGGAAAACUCACCCUUAUAGAUCCAGCAACCCUAUUGCCAAAGCUCCAGGAGUCUCUAAAGUCUCCAUCGGCGUUGAUGCGAACGACAACAGUGACUGCAGUCAAGUUCACCAUAUCGGAUCAGCCUCAACCCAUAGACGCCAUGUUGAAACAAUGCAUGGGUAGCUUCUUGGCAGCUCUGGAGGAUCCUGACCUGAAUGUUAGACGGGUGGCAUUAGUGGCGUUUAAUUCAGCAGCACAUAACAAACCAACCCUCAUUCGAGAUCUAUUGGACUCAGUACCACCUCAACUUUACACAGAGACAAAGAUAAAGAAAGAACUGAUAAGGGAAGUGGAAAUGGGUCCAUUCAAGCAUACAGUGGAUGAUGGACUGGAUCUACGAAAGGCAGCUUUUGAGUGCAUGUAUACUCUUUUGGAUUCUUGCUUAGACAGACUUGAUGUUUUUGAAUUUCUCAAUUACGUGGAGAACGGACUACGCGAUCAUUACGACAUUAAAAUGCUGACAUACCUGAUGACAGCUCGACUUGCUCAGCUGUGUCCCACGGCAGUACUUCAAAGGCUGGGAAGGUUAGUGGAACCUCUGAAGAGUACAUGCACCAUGAAGGUCAAGGCGAACUCAGUAAAACAAGAAUACGAGAAACAGGAUGAACUCAAGCGCUCAGCACUGAGGGCUGUAGCAGCCUUGCUGACAAUACCUGAUGCCGACAAAAACCCAGCGUUGAGCGAAUUCGUGGCGCAGAUCAAGGCGACUCCCGAAUUGCAGCCUCUUUUCGAAGUGAUACAAAAGGAAUGCUCAGGCAGCAAUAUUAACGAAGCAAACAUAAUGGAUCAAAGCUAAGGAGAGAAUGCGCAAAGGAGUGCGUUGAAUUUAAUUUUUGUAACUUAUAAAAACGUCACCGUCGGUUCCAAAUACUUACGGUCAUAUAUUCAUAGUUUAUUUGUACGCGUUAAUGAUCAUCAUUAUUAUUUUUAUUUUUAUUAAUAUUAUUAUUAUUGUCUCUAUCUCUUGUUUUCUUGUCUUUCAUUGCUAUUAUUAUUAUUUCCAAGUUAAAAUGCGUAGUCGCGAAUCGAUGUGAUUUCAUGUAGCGCCACUGUGUAUAAACUUAAAAAUAAAUUCGACCGGAAGGUAAGCAUUUUACGAUCACCGUGGA
This is a messenger RNA of Cephus cinctus (wheat stem sawfly), 4220 nucleotides long. RefSeq names its product cullin-associated NEDD8-dissociated protein 1 (gene Cand1). Gene Ontology annotation, biological process: SCF complex assembly; protein ubiquitination. The coding region runs from base 200 to 3907 and encodes 1235 amino acids. The transcript is spliced from 17 exons. Lineage: Eukaryota; Metazoa; Arthropoda; Insecta; Hymenoptera; Cephidae. The record is from RefSeq and is a predicted model, not a curated record. Gene Ontology annotation, cellular component: nucleus.